This is a messenger RNA of Ctenopharyngodon idella (grass carp), 2294 nucleotides long. It is a transcript of the gene tekt4, whose product is annotated as tektin 4. Bases 638 to 1993 code for a protein of 451 amino acids. The transcript is spliced from 6 exons. NCBI's taxonomy places the organism in Eukaryota, Metazoa, Chordata, Actinopteri, Cypriniformes, Xenocyprididae. Gene Ontology annotation, cellular component: nucleus; sperm flagellum; microtubule cytoskeleton. Gene Ontology annotation, biological process: cilium movement involved in cell motility; cilium assembly. The record is from RefSeq and is a predicted model, not a curated record.
UGUUAUGAAUAUAAAAACUUAGCCUUAUAUCACACACCCAUUUGAUAGUCAUUUUUAUGUUAAUUUAUCAUGGCAAAUGAGUUAUUUAUGUACAGGACACCAAAAGGCACCCUACAGUGAUACUGACCCAAACAACUUACCAUGUCUCAAAUGUGUAGAGCCUUUAUUUUUCAUGUAACUACUGAAGUCUCAGCCUUUCUCAUUCAGUAUACAUUCAGAAGUACAUUGAACAGGAAAUAAAACAUCAACCAGCUUGCAAAAUCAUUGCCUUUUAUCCAUCUCUGAUACUGUUAUUAGGGGAGACAUAAGGAAAUUAUAACUUUUUUAUAUUUAUUUUUUAAUUUUAUUUAGUAGCCUAUUGCUUUAAUAGCCUAUUAUACUUCGGUUAAAUCAAAAAUCCAAUAUGAAUAAUAACUAGUUUUGAGUCAAAAUUUAAAAUAAUCUAGGAACAAUGUUGAAAAAAAGUGAAACAUGAAACUUGUGUGUGCGCGCGCGUCCAUAGAAACCGACGGUAUCCAGGCUACGGAAUACAAACAUUCGGCGACUUCGCUACAGGAACCGAUAGAUCUCUUUAACAAAACGAUUUUAAAUACAGGCUGGUAAAGCCUUUUUUUUAUUUUUUACUCUACACCAAAUUAUGAUGUCAUCCCAGAUUUUAGUGUCGCGACCCCAUUUUGACACGCGGAUCGUGGCACAGAAUGGCUCACAGCCACCGGUCACAAACCCGGAGACCACCGUUAAGGAAAACGUUUACGCGGGUACAUCCGCCGGUCUGGCCACUGCGGGCUACCGGAGCGCCAAAUACACCCCCGGAGAGUGGAUCAACAAUAACUCUGAUAUAUUAAACCGGGCAGUUGCGGACCGGAACCACGCGGAGAAUAUUUGCAACGAGUCCAAAACGCUGAAAACGGAGACCGACGCCGGGACUUUACGCACACAGACCGAGGGCACCAAACAGCUGGGCGCGCGGCUGCAGGACAUCCACCGCUGGAGAUCCGAGUUGGAGCUGUUUAUCGAGCGGCUGAACGCAGAAACAGACCUGCUGAUUGGCUGCAGGAAGCGGCUGGAAAAAGCGCUGGACGCCACGGAGAUACCCUUCGCCAUCGCCACCGAUAACCUGACCUGCCGAGAGAGACGCUUCGGCCCGGAUCUGGUGGAGGACCAGGUGGAAGAGGAACUUCUAAAGGAGGUGGAGCUGAUCAGAAGCGUCCAGGCCCUGCUGAAAAAAACUCUGGAUCAAACCCUCAACCAGAUCAGGCUGAACCGGGAUGUGAAGCAGACUCUUGAGUUAGACUGGUCUGACAAACAGCAGGCCUACAGUCUGGAUGACCAGUGUGGGCGCUAUAACAACAGGAGCACGGACACACAAUGGCAUCCCAGCUCAGCAGUGCUGCAGGACCAGGUGUGUGAUGAGGAGGUGUGGCGUAAGUUUACUCGGGAUAACCUGCGGCUGGCGGAGAGAGAGGAGGUGGCGAGCCAGGCCUUGAGGCGGCUGUCUGAGCGGGUGUUGCAGGAGACGGCUGAGGACCUGCGGGCACAGUGUGCCACUGUAGAUCAGGCAUUCAUUCAGCGCUGCAUGGAACUGAGCCAGGCCAAAACACAGCUGGAGCUGCACCUGGGACAGAUUCUGGAUCAGAUUGGGGCUCAGGAGAGGAAUAUCUCAUACUUGCAGCAAGCUGUGCAUGAUAAAGAAGCUCCACUCAGAGUGGCUCAAUCCAGGCUGCAUUACCGGACCUUCAGACCCAACAUGGAGCUGUGCCGAGACCAGCCGCAGCUCAGUCUGUUAGGUGAAGCAUCAAAGCUCAGCAGUACACUAUCAGCCCUGCAGCAGCAGCUCUAUGAAGCACGCAGAUCUUUGUCUGACCUGGAGGAGAGUCGACUGACCCUGGAGAAAGACAUCGCUUGCAAAACAAACUCUCUCCUCAUCGACAGAGAGAAGUGUAUGACACACCGCACACGCUACCCUACCGUCACAGCACUGUCUGGAUACUGACACACUCUCAUAAUAUUCCCUCAUCAACAGGAGGUCUGGAUCUGUUAGACAGUCACUUCCAAUGGCCUGUGUGUGUCCAUUUUCUGUUUUUUUUGUUGCAGUGAUUAUAUUUGUCCUCUGGUUUUAAAGAAAAUGCUUUUAAAGAUUUUUUUUCAAAAGCAAUCAUUCUAGUAUUAAAUGAUAUAUUAUAAUAGUUAUUAAAUGUUUUAUUGUGUCUCGUUUAUUUGUCAUUUAUUUUUAUUUCAGUUUUUGCCUAUACAAUGAAAAUCAGCAAGAUUAAAAUAACAUUGGACACCACUGA